AUGUUUGAAAUACACUUUAAGGAAUAUUACUUUAAAUUGACAAUACAAAAUGCUAUGAAAGUUAUUGGUGGAAAUACUUUGGAAUAUAAAUUAGUUGCUGAAACCAUGGAUGAGUGUGAAAAAUGUACAAAAAAUAAUUCAAAAAAUUAUGAAAAUUCAAGUCAUCAACGACAUCGAAAAGAAUACCACCAUCAUUAUAGUCAUCCAAGAAUUAUUAAAGUUCUUAUAGUAUUAUUAGUUUUAUCUUCAUUUCCAUUAACAAUAGCAAAUUCAAUAUGUAGACAUCAUGAAUAUUGGGAUUCAAAUUUAGAUGAAUGUGUGCCAUGUACAAGAUGUAAUCGUCAUCAAAUUGUUAUCCGUCCAUGUCAACGACAUUUAGAUACCAUUUGCCGACCAAUUAAUUCAGUUGAUAUUGAUUGGAAUAAAUCGAUGAUUAUAGCUACUGAUAAGACAUUAGUAAGAAAGGAGCACCAAAGAAUGAUGAGUACAAUGGAAUCCCUUUCAGCAUCAGAAGAAUCUGAAUCACGAGAGCAAGAAAUGCUUUUAUGGGAUUGGCAGCUAGUAACAUUGAUAUUAGCAAUUGCUGCAUGCUUCUUAUUUUUCGCUGUUACUGCAAUUAUUUCUUUAAACUAUGUUCGACAGUGGCGCAAGAUCAAAAAGCAAUUCGAUACAGAUAUUGAGCAAUUAUCACAACAACUUAUGGCAAGAUUAGCAGUUCCACCAACAGAAAGUUCAACAAUUUUUAUUGAUGAUCCAACGACAAGGAACAGCCGUUUCGGUCCGAGACAAAUCGAAGUAUGUUGUGUUUAUUUAGAUGAUAUUUUAGAUGGAAAGGAAUCACUAAACAAUUCAUUGGAGAAAAAAUCACCACCGAUAAAGAAAAUGCCAACUGGAAAUGUGUAUAUAGAGGAAUAG
Messenger RNA from Chironomus riparius, 915 nucleotides. The record is from the annotation of a GenBank genome assembly. Lineage: Eukaryota; Metazoa; Arthropoda; Insecta; Diptera; Chironomidae.